UGGUUUGGGUUGGGAGUGAGGUUUGGAUGCAGUCUUGGAAGAAAACCAAAAUAAUAAAAACACUACCUUUACUUUCUUUCUGCCUUCAUCAUCUGCCACCCACCAUUACAACAAGCUUAUAGCUCCAUUCCUAUUUUUCUUCCAAACUUUUUCCCUUUUCUCUUCUCUCUGCCAUAACAGAGCAUAUUCAGACAAAUUUUAUUUUUUCUUUUUUCUCAUCUCUGUUUCUGCCACAAGAGAAAUCAAACCCACAACAAUGAUUAUGGGGGGUUUAGGAGAUGAAAUUGGAGUGAUGAAAGGUCCCAAUGAAGAAGAUGAUUCUGUUGGAAAGAACGAAGAACAAAAGUGGCCACCAUGGCUUAGACCACUUCUGCAAACAAGUUUUUUUGUUCAAUGCAAAGUCCAUGCAGAUUCCCACAAAAGUGAAUGUAACAUGUAUUGUUUGGACUGUAACAAUGGAGCCCUUUGUUCUGUCUGUCUUGCUUCUCACAGAGAACACAGAGCAAUUCAGGUGGUUAGUUAUACGUUCCAUUCAAUGCUGAAUUAUGCAUCCAAAGUCAACUAUGGAUGGCCAGUUAAAAUAAGGAGAUCUUCAUACCAUGAUGUGAUAAGGGUGUCAGAGAUUCAGAAAUUUGUGGACAUAACAGAGGUUCAAACUUACAUUAUAAACAGUGCCAAGAUUGUGUUCUUGAACGAAAGGCCUCAGCCUAGGCCUGGCAAAGGAGUCACCAACACCUGCCAAGUCUGUGAGCGUAGCCUUCUUGAUUCAUUCACCUUCUGUUCUCUUGGUUGUAAGAUAGUUGGAACCUCCAAGAAGUUCCGGAAGAAGAAAAUGUUAGCUGAGACAGAUGGGUCUGAUGAGGAAGAAUCAAUAAAUGGCAUCAGCAAUGAAAGUGCAAGAAUAAAAAUUCAAAGUUUCACACCAUCAACACCACCACCAACAGUGGUGAAUCACAGAACUGCUAAGAGGAGAAAGGGUGUCCCACAUAGAUCUCCAAUGGGGGGUGCCCUUAUUAUAGGAUACUACUAAUGUCAUGCACCUUAUGAAGUUACAAUACCUGAGCCACUGUUCACUGAGGCCGGUGUUGGAACUGCUUCACUAUCUUGUAUAAUGCAAAAUAUAGGAGGAAAACAAUAAAGGAAAAAACACAGGUUAUAGAAAUCAAAUAACUGUAGAAUAAUA
Vigna unguiculata (cowpea) is the source of this 1183-nucleotide messenger RNA. RefSeq names its product protein RGF1 INDUCIBLE TRANSCRIPTION FACTOR 1-like. NCBI's taxonomy places the organism in Eukaryota, Viridiplantae, Streptophyta, Magnoliopsida, Fabales, Fabaceae. The record is from RefSeq and is a predicted model, not a curated record.